Opisthorchis viverrini is the source of this 1460-nucleotide messenger RNA. RefSeq lists its product as hypothetical. Gene Ontology annotation, molecular function: pseudouridine synthase activity; RNA binding. The record is from RefSeq and is a predicted model, not a curated record. The transcript has 3 exons. NCBI's taxonomy places the organism in Eukaryota, Metazoa, Platyhelminthes, Trematoda, Opisthorchiida, Opisthorchiidae. Gene Ontology annotation, biological process: pseudouridine synthesis. The coding region runs from base 63 to 1004 and encodes 313 amino acids.
UUUUAGGAAGGCGUUUUGUGGCUGGUGAUUUUGUCCUUCAUCCUGUUGAUCCACUAGAUGAGAUGACCUCUGGUCUACAAGGUAUCCCAGUAUCCAUAUUUUUCACGUUUCUGAUUCCAUCAGUCCUAGGCAUUGGAGAGAAUGGAGUUUGCGACCAUGCCACACAGUUUGCCCAUUCGUUCUGGUUGAAGACCUAUCAUUUAAAUGGCAUGUUUGGUAGAGCAUCAUCUUCUGGGACUGCUUCUGGAGCAACUCUACUUCGUGCGUCAUGGCGCCACGUGACUCGUUACAAGCUCGAUCGUAUCCUGGUUGAUCUGCAAACACAGUUUCGCCGUUUGGCCCUACACCAUGCAGGACUUCGCCCGAAUACACAAACUGCUUAUUUGGCUUUGGCUGCUAGAGGCGCUGGUUCUGAUCUUAGGCCAGUAACGCCCAGUGCAGUCGAAAUGGAUUUCGAAGACCGUGAGCAACUCAUUUCCCCAUGGGAACGCAGUCCUCCCCCCUACUCAACUCCAUUUGUGAACGCCGCUGGGGAAUUUGCUGUGGGUAACGAGGCGGAACGAAGGCAGUCUGCUCCAUACGUCAACUCUAUCCGCUGCGCGGCUUUCGAGCCCCCGUUUUUCACCCUGGAAGUUCAGGUGGCAUACGAAACACUGGAUUUCCUCAUCAAUCUUGUCGCCAACAUUGGUCCAAAGCUUCGGACUGCGACUUUGCUUUCCAGUGCCCGACGAGUGCGUCAUGGUCGUUUGACUCUCGAAGAUGCUUUGCUGAUGAAACAAUGUACAGUUCCGGAACAGGUUCUACAGUCUUUAUCGAACUAUGUGACCAAGGAGCUCAAAGAAGACGAAGUGCCGUUGGAUGAAAUGGAGUUGUUAGGCUUGUUGGCUCGGUCUACCACAACACCUAACCUCUUCACUAAUCUCUUCACUUGCACCACACUUCACCCAUCCGAGGAACGACCUCCCACAGAGGAGGAAUAUCGGUUAUUGACCUCGAUAAAAUAGACCCCUGAGGUGACAAAUGACGACCCGUCUUUCAUCUUUUUUUUCAUGUACAGAUUACGACCGAUUAAAACUUGCUUGCUUGUUUCUAAUUUCUGACCCUCUGUGUUUCGUCACUUCGAUGUAAAUUCCUAUUCACGUUGUUGCUGGAUAUAGGCAUUUCCCUGGAAGCAGGACUGAUUUCUGUUCAUCUCUGUUCUCUCCAAUCUCAAGGCUUUGUUUGUCGAACCUUCUGCUCAUCAAGUGGAAAUGUAAUCCGUGGUUGCAUCCAAUUAACAACAAAACUGUCAGUCUUUUGCGACGCUCAUAAGGAUUGAUAGUCCUCUGGAUGGACUAUAUCUUAAGAGAACCACCGUUGGUUGUUCACCCAAAACCUCAUAAACCUUUGAGAUUGCCAAAAGAGACCUGUUAUCGCAAACCUAAUUCCGGACCAUCCCUUUCGCCACUGUCUUGCCGGAC